AUGCUCGCCAGCUCCAUCGACGCAGCGACUUUGCUGUCGGCGCUUGCCUCGUCGGCUUUGAUCUACACGAUCAGUCUGGUCAUCUACCGUCUCACCCUGCACCCGCUCGCCAAAUAUCCUGGGCCAUUCCUUGCGAAGAUAUGCGACUUAGAUAACUUCUACCAUGUCUGCCGCGGCGAUCGCCACACGAAUUUUUUCUAUUGCCACGAGAAGUACGGACCAGUAUACCGAUAUGGGCCAAAUCGUCUGUCGUUCAACACCGCAAAUGCGUUGCAUGAUAUCCAUGGGCAUAAAGCCAAUGUCCAGAAGGCGAGACUCUAUAGUGCAUUCGUGCGAGGGACGGCUGUAAGCACGUUAACGUGUGUUGAUAAGGUGCGGCAUGCGCAAAAGAGACGCGUUAUCAGCCACGCAUUCUCGGAAAGGGCGCUUAAGAGCAUGGAACAGUAUGUCCUUGAGCCCAUCCGGGAGUUCUGCACUAUCCUCCAGCAGAGCGGUGGGAAAGAGGCACUCAACAUGGAUGACUGGGAUACGUAUCUCUUGUUCGAUAUCAUGGGCGCUCUCGCAUUUGGCCGCUCUUUCAAACUGCUUACAUCGUCCGAGAACCGCUACGUGCCCGAGGUCAUGCACACUGGUACCAUCUUUGGAAAUAUCAACGGAAAUGCUCUCUGGGCUCAUUACACGGGCAUCUCCAAUCUUCUCAUGCCCCAAGGCAACGCUGACCGCAAAGCCUUUCGCGCGUACGCCCAAAAAGAGGCCAGAGAUCGCAUGGCACUCGGAGCCGAGGGGACCGACCGCAAGGACUUCUUCCAUUACUUGAUUGAAGCCAAAGACCCGCAGACGGGAGAGGGCUUCACGCUCUCUGAUCUGUGGAGCGAGGCCAACCUCAUUCUCACUGCCGGCAGCGACACGAGCAGUACCGUCAUGUCGGGGACCUUCUUCUACCUCACGCACAACCCGACGAUCCUCGCUACCGUGACCCGCGAAGUCCGGGAUGCGUUCGCGGGCGGCCAAGUAGAGGACAUCGUCUCGGGGUCCAAGCUAAACAGCUGUGUAUAUCUGCGGGCCUGUUUGGACGAGAGCAUGCGCAUCUCGCCACCGGUGCCUGGCCCGCUGCCGCGAGAAGUAUGCGCCGGGGGUGCCAUGAUCGACGGCAUCAUGGUCCCGGCAGGCAUCGAUGUCAGCGUCGGCACGUGGGCGAUCCACCACAACAAAGACUACUACCCGUCACCACACACGUACAACCCCUCGCGGUGGAUCGCGUCCGACUCGAUCCCCGCGUCGGCCGGCUACGCCGGAGUCGCGAGAGCGGACGUCGAGAAAGCGCAGCGGGCAUUCGCCGCCUUCAGCCUGGGACCGCGCGGCUGCAUCGGGAGGAACAUGGCGUACCUGGAGCUGACGCUGGCCAUGGCCCGGGUGCUGUUCUUGUUCGAUCUCGAACUGGCGAGCACCCUCGGCGAAGGCGGUCCCGGAGGGGAGUGGAUGACCUGGGACCAUUUCAAUGCUUAUAAAGAAGGGCCGGUGCUUCGCUUCCUGCCCCGGAAGGUGUAG
Messenger RNA from Drepanopeziza brunnea f. sp. 'multigermtubi' MB_m1, 1548 nucleotides. RefSeq lists its product as uncharacterized. Lineage: Eukaryota; Fungi; Ascomycota; Leotiomycetes; Helotiales; Drepanopezizaceae. The record is from RefSeq and is a predicted model, not a curated record. Gene Ontology annotation, molecular function: iron ion binding; oxidoreductase activity, acting on paired donors, with incorporation or reduction of molecular oxygen; monooxygenase activity.